AUGCGUCAAAGGCAAUGGCUUGAAUUAAUCAAAGAUUAUGAUUUGCAGAUCCACUAUCAUUUGGGAAAAGCCAAUACUGUGGCAGAUGCACUUAGUAAAAAGAAUGUGGGGAAUCUUGCUUGUUUACUCACAGAUCAGAAAGUGUUGCUACUAGAGUUUGAAAAACACAAAAUUAAGGUGGUGUGUUUUGAACAAGAUAGCUUGAUAGCCGCAAUGUCUGUACAGCCUACCAUUAUCGAAGAUAUCCAACAAAAGCAAAUGACUGAUGAGCUUUUGAAAAAGAUUUGUGAUGAACUUGACAUUAAGCCUAAACUAAGAUUCACAAUUGCAAAUUCUGUGUUGAAAUUUCAAAAGAGAUUGUGUAUCCCAAAUGAUGCGGAUUUGAAAAGGAAAAUUUUAGAGGAAGCCCACAAGUCAGAGUUUGCUAUGCACCCAGGAAACACCAAAAUGUACCAAGAUUUGAAGUUAGUGUAUUGGCGGCCCAACAUGAAAAGAGAAAUUGCUGAUUUUAACUCUAAAUGCUUGCAAUACCAGCAGGUGAAAGUGGAGCAUCAGAAACCAAUGUGUUUGCUUCAAUCUCUCCCUAUCCCAGAAUGA
Molecule: messenger RNA, 597 nt
Organism: Camellia sinensis
Lineage: Eukaryota; Viridiplantae; Streptophyta; Magnoliopsida; Ericales; Theaceae
Source: RefSeq, a predicted model, not a curated record